GAUUAAAGGAUUGAAGUUGGUGGGCAGAUAUAGAUCAUUGGAAGUUCUCAAUGAUUGGAAAAGUACUUGCAGAUCUGACUAGUUGGGCAGCGGAGAAUUGUGGAAAGAGAUUAAAAAAGUUGGAAAUAGCUGUUGAUGUUGUCAACUUCCAUCUAAAGGAUGAGCCCAAAUCUUGGGGAAUUAGCCGAUUUGGGAAUCCCCAGCUUAAUGAAUUUGUUACUGCUGUCAAUUCUAAUGACAACAGCCACAUCGAACACGUUCAACCUGGAGCUUCUAUUCGUGAAGUCCUAUUCAAGUCUAUUUUAAAAGAUCAUCCGCGUCACCCUAACGAGAAUAAUAAACAUAAAGAUGUUCCCAUCCGUUUUGGAAUAUCAGAUCUAGAUAUUAUACCCGUGGCGUAGGGCAACGGGAAAGUGGUGGCUCGUUGAUGCAAGUUUUCCUGCUUAAUCGUUCAUGUUUUUCCAGCGCUGAAUCAUUGUUAAUGUAUGUCUACGUUGCUGAAUUUGGUUAUGUUUGUGUGCAAAGCAUAUUAUAAUAUGAAAUUGCUCUACUUAGUUGUUAACGUUUUUAAUUCUGCUGCUUAAUCAUUGGUUAUGUAUCUGU
Erigeron canadensis is the source of this 603-nucleotide messenger RNA. RefSeq lists its product as uncharacterized. Bases 51 to 401 code for a protein of 116 amino acids. The record is from RefSeq and is a predicted model, not a curated record. The transcript has 2 exons. NCBI's taxonomy places the organism in Eukaryota, Viridiplantae, Streptophyta, Magnoliopsida, Asterales, Asteraceae.